CAAGAAAUAGUUUCUCUCAUUGGAAAUUUCUUACAACUUCUGCAGAAAUUUUUUCACAAACGCAGCGAUCGAUAGUUAAUGAACUCAAUAUCUAGAGAGUAUUAUUUUGUUAAGUCUUCUCCGUCCUUUAAAAUGUCUUGCGGAACAAUACAAAUUGUGAAAAAAAAUGUCAUUUGUUUUAGGGGUUGUGUUUGGAAUAGCAUUUGGACUUGCUAUAAUAGUUGCUUUUGUGAAAUCUGGAAAUGCUAGAUCCAAACAACGUACUGAUCUGGCUAGUGGAAUUGCUGCAUUUGCUAGAAUGACAGUGGAAGAUUCAAGAAAAAUCUUUACACCAGAAGAAUACCCUACUUGGGUUGUUUUUUCAAAUCAACAAAAGUUGGCAUGGUUUAAUUCAAAUCUUGAAAAGAUCUGGCCAUAUAUGGAUGAGGCAGCAGCAGAACUAGUAAAGUCAAGUGUGGAGCCAAUUUUGGAACAAUAUAGGCCUGUGAUUUUGACGUCGUUAAAAUUUUCAGAGUUCACCCUUGGUACAGUUGCUCCACGAUUCACGGGGAUUUCUAUUAUUGAAGAUGGAAGUGAGGGUAUUACUAUGGAAUUAGAGAUAAAAUGGGAUGGGAAUACAAGCAUAAUACUUGAUAUCGUUACUUGUGUUGGUGUAGCAUUACCGGUGCAGGUGAAGAACAUCGCGUUUGCUGGUACUUUCAGGCUCAUCUUCAGGCCACUUGUUGAUGAGUUUCCUUGCUUCGGAGCUGUAUGUUAUUCUCUAAGGCAGAAGAAAAAACUGGAUUUUACGCUUAAAGUAAUUGGUGGUGACAUGACAGCAAUUCCUGGCGUUUCUGAUGCAAUUGAGGGAACCAUCCGGAUGCUGUUGAAGACUCAAUCAUGUGGCCAGUUAGAAACGUUAUACGAAAUUUUACCAGGGGAGUAUAGGUGCACUUGGAAUACUGCCCGAAUGGCAUGAACAAUGGGCUAAGUUACCCUUUUUCUCAGAACGAUUCUAUGACUUCAUUAGAGAGAGUUCUUAAAAACUCGACAGAAGGAAAAGAAGUUAGUCCUAAUGGAAGUGAAAUCAACAAUAGAAAGCUUCUGUUUUUGUAUCUUCAAUUUUCUGUUUGUUGUUUAUAUAUGUUUGAUAGAAACAUAAUUAUUUGUGUGUUUAUAUAUCUAUAGUUAAUGACACCUCAAAAUGAACUUUGUAAUUACAUUACUGUAUCCCUUAUAUCCUUAGAUGGAAUGGACUAAUGAUUGAAAA
Solanum lycopersicum (tomato) is the source of this 1249-nucleotide messenger RNA. RefSeq names its product synaptotagmin-5-like. The record is from RefSeq and is a predicted model, not a curated record. Gene Ontology annotation, molecular function: lipid binding. NCBI's taxonomy places the organism in Eukaryota, Viridiplantae, Streptophyta, Magnoliopsida, Solanales, Solanaceae. Gene Ontology annotation, cellular component: endoplasmic reticulum.